This is a messenger RNA of Humulus lupulus (European hop), 906 nucleotides long. RefSeq lists its product as uncharacterized. The transcript has 2 exons. Bases 1 to 906 code for a protein of 301 amino acids. The record is from RefSeq and is a predicted model, not a curated record. Lineage: Eukaryota; Viridiplantae; Streptophyta; Magnoliopsida; Rosales; Cannabaceae.
AUGGCAAAGGGGGCAAAGGUGCAGGGGAAAACUAGAGCUUCAGGCAAGAAAAAGAAACGGGGACCGUCUUCUUCAGAUCGGGGAGUUAAAACUAGAUCCAUGGAUGAGAUUUUGGGAGUUAAGGAGCUGGAAAUUGCGGAUGACGAAGAUGAGCCUUCUCAGCAUUUGGGCGCAAUACUCUUGCCUCGAUCGACAGAGGCUUAUCUGAACUUUGUGAGCUCGAAAAUAGGGGAGCAAGUGCAGGACAAGGAACAUAUGGAGAGGCCAAUUGGGGUUAAAAUUGAGCUGGAAGACAUUGAAGAGGAAAUAAAUUACUGGCAAUCGGCUAUUGUUUGUUAUGUACUAGGUGCUAACCCACCUUUACAUGUGCUAGAAGGUUUUAUGAGAAGGAUUUGGCAGCAUAAUGGAGUAGAUAAAGUUGGUACUCUGUCUCAUGGUGUCUUCAUUGUUAGAUUUCAAAAUAUGGAGGAUAGGGAUAAGGUCAUCAGUGGUGGUUAUAUCUUCUUUGAUAAGAAGCCUCUUAUCAUGAAAACGUGGAACCCUAGGGAUGAUUUUACAAAGGAGGAUGUCAAGAAAGUUCCUAUAUGGAUUCAACUUGGGGGUCUAGAUAUCAAAUACUGGGAAGAUAAAUCAUUAUUCAAGAUUGUGGGUCAGCUGGGUAAACCGAUUCAGGUGGAAAUGAUUACAAAAAGAAGGGAAAGACUACACUUUCCAAGGAUAAUGGUUGAGGUAUUGAUUACACAAGCAUUUCCACAUGUAAUUUCAUUCAUCAACGAAUUGGAUCAAGAUAUUGAGCUUACUGUGAAUUAUGAAUGGCUGCCUGUUCUUUGUGAGCAUUGUAAGGGUAUGGGUCAUACGACAGCUAUAUGCAAGAAGAAAGGGCCAAUCACUGGUGUAACACAGUAG